GUCGGCUUCUGAACGCAGCAUUGUUGUCUGCUCGCUCAAGAUGGCUUCCAUUCCAGCUUAAUUUAGAUAACAAUUUAUAAUGUUUUUGAGAUUUAGUGUUUAUUAUUUGUUUCCUGACAACGUAAUACUUGUGUGAUUCGUUCCUUGUUUGUUUAUGCCGCUCGUAAAUUUGAACCAGUCGUAAAUCAAUGGCAUCGUUUGCUGCUCAAGCUGCUCUGCGUUCCAAGUGGACCGAUUUGGUCGAAUCGUCCAACUUCGAGGUUCCCGGAGAAGUAUCUUCCGGAGUAAGGAGUGUGGUUGGAUGGCUCAAACAGUGAGCGUUAUCCAUAUGUACGAUAGGAUAGCGAUUGCGAUAGCUAAUCGCCAGGCUCCAGCCACUUGAAAACAGCCAGAACAAUGUUCCGCUCCACACUAAGGCUGUAUGGUUGCAGCCAAUUUGCUCUAAAUACUUUAAACAACAAAGGGAAUGCAUGCCAAAGCUCUCGGAUCUUCUGUAUAUUUCCGGCAUCGUUGGAAGUAAGACAGGCGGGACGUCGGACAUUGGAUCGUGCGACAGGAACCAACAGUGGCGGGGGCACAAUGUCGCAGUCCGACUCAGUGUUGACGAUUCUCCACUUCAACGAUGUCUACAACGUGCAGCCGCAGCGCGAAGAGCCCGAGGGAGGGGCUGCUCGCUUUGUGGCGGCCAUUAAGGCGCAUGCGCAUCUCGAUCCUCUCGUCCUGUUCAGCGGAGAUGUGUUCUCACCGAGCAUGCUGAGCACAUUCACGAAAGGCGAACAGAUGAGCUGUGUGCUGAACAACUGCAACGUGGCUUGUGCCGUGUUCGGAAACCAUGAGUUCGAUUUCGGCCUGGAGGUGCUGAGUGCUCGCACCGCGGAAACCAACUUUCCCUGGUUGAUGUCGAAUGUGAUCGACAACGAAACUGGCCGACCCCUGGGGGAUGGCAAGAUCACCCAUGUUGUGGACUGGGUGGGCAAGCGACUUGGUCUGAUUGGCCUCGUGGAGAGAGAGUGGCUCGACACGUUGGCUACCAUCAAUCCCGAUGAAGUCACCUUCUUGGAUUUUGUCGAUGUUGGCAACAAGUUGGGUGAUAAACUGAAGCAAGAGGGCUGUGAUUACGUGAUAGCCUUAACUCAUAUGCGGAUGCCCAAUGACAUCCGUCUAGCCGAAAAUUCCACUCAUAUUGAUCUCAUUCUAGGAGGUCAUGACCAUAACUACGAUGUUCGUAAGGUGAACGAUAGAUACAUUAUAAAAAGCGGAACGGACUUCAGACAAAUGUCUCGCGUGACCGUCUCGUUCUGUGGAUCAACAGCUGAUGUGCGUUGUGAGAAGAUUGAUAUAACGGCUGCAGCCUACAAUGAAGAUGAGCUUACCCAAACGCAAUUAGAACGUUUUUCAGGUGUGAUGGAAGGUAAAAUGAGUGAACUGCUUGGAGAGUUCGCGGUUUCUCUGGAUGGGCGGUUCGAGGCGGUUCGUCGAGGAGAGACGAACCUCGGCAACUGGGUGUGCGACAUCAUCCUAGCAGCCACUGGUGCCGACUUGGUCAUCCUCAACUCCGGAACUCUGCGAGCUGACAAAAUCCUCCCCCCUGGGCCGUUCACUCUUGGCGAUCUCGUCAAUAUUGUUCCAAUGCGAGAUCCUCUUGUUGUUUUGCAAGUUUCAGGUGCAGACAUUCUGCUAGCUCUUGAGAACGGCGUGUCUGCGUAUCCUCGCCUGGAGGGUCGGUUCCCGCAGGUGGCCGGAGUGAGCUUUGGCUUUGACCCGACGGCCCCACCCGGGCAGAGGGUGGAUGCCUCGCUGGUCAGGGUGGGUGACGAGUAUCUCGAUCCCAACCAGAAGUACCUGCUUGCCACCAAGGCCUAUCUGCAUUCCGGCUGUGAUGGAUACACUGGCUUCAAACAGGCUACUGUUGUGUUGGACGAAGAAGAGGCUCCUGAACUCGGAUUGGCGAUCCAGAAUCACUUUGAGGCAAUCAAGGUGCGGAUGGGCAAAAGUCGCCGAAUGUCACGCCACAGGCAAAGCCUUGUCACGUUGUCACGCAGGCACAGUCUGGUGAAGAUGCUGGACCAUACAGAACUGGAUGGACCACCACCUCUGCGACGGUCUCUCACUUCUUCAGACAGAGACAGUGGAUCACCCAGUCACCCUCUCACUCACACUCACUCUCAUGCUCAACCCCGUCUCACAAGACGUGCUUCCCUCGAUGAUCUGGAGAAUGACACCUGCGCACUGUCUCCACGGGUUGAGGGGCGCAUUGUUCUGCUUACCGAUCAGGUUCGUAAGGAAAUGCUGUUAGAGAGACAACGGCGAGAGGCGGACUCUGUCAUUCCUGAGGUCGAGGAAUCUGACUCAGGUUCCCCCACCACUCCAUACCGACCUGGUGAGCUUCAUAGCAGUAGCUGAAGUUGGUGUGAUCAAGGAAACGAAGGAGCAAUUCAAAAUGGAGGCUGUAGGGAACUUCCGUCUAACUUCCAUUUGUUCCUUAUAAAUUCUUUGUAAUUAGGUGCUAAAGCUGUCGCAGUUGAAUUCCGACAAUAUUUACCAAUUUUAUGUCAAGUUCGCUUCCGCUCAAGCUUAUCAAAUGUUUCAAUUGUAUUAUUUAUUAAUUUUAUCUACUAUAACGUUUUUGUUCGAAUUGUUUAUCGUUUGUUAUUAUCAGUUGUGCUGAUGAUUCGUUAGAAAUAUUUUAUUCUUGAAAAAA
This is a messenger RNA of Nilaparvata lugens (brown planthopper), 2701 nucleotides long. RefSeq names its product NAD 5'-nucleotidase. Gene Ontology annotation, molecular function: hydrolase activity. Lineage: Eukaryota; Metazoa; Arthropoda; Insecta; Hemiptera; Delphacidae. Gene Ontology annotation, biological process: nucleotide catabolic process. The record is from RefSeq and is a predicted model, not a curated record. Bases 397 to 2403 code for a protein of 668 amino acids. The transcript has 13 exons.